UGUCAAGGCUUCAUUAAACCUGAGCAGCAGUUGAAGUGAGAUUUUCCCAUCAGUCUGGGCGCUUUCAGAGUGAUUAAAAACAUUUCAAAACAAUCAGGCAUGGAAAUCAUACCCCACGUUUUUAGUUAUUGGAAAAACGCACGACGCUGUCGCUCUGUUUAACUCAGGGGUCAGCAGGAAGCUGCUGAGCUUUGAUCACCAGCUGGAUGCUGCUGUUGCAUAAACAGUCAUGAAGGAGGGAUCAGGAGAAAGAGGGAUUUCCUCUCGGGGAAACUUCACUCACUCUUACAGAAACACGGGAAAGCUGCGGACUCGGGAAUCUGCCUCCUGAAGCCGAGCCUUAAGGACAGCCAUGUUGGGCGUCGUCCUCCUCCUCCUCUCCUCCUCCUCUCCUGGGGUCACGGUUCCUCCUCCCAACGCUCCCUGCAGCAGAUGCUGUGACCACAUGCCGCCAGCAGAGGGCAGCGGAGAUCCUCCGACAGGGGCGUUUGGCCACGUCCCGGAGAUUCGCACGUACAUCAACAUGACUAUACUGAAAGGUGACAAAGGAGAUCGUGGGGACAGAGGAACCCCAGGGAAAGUCGGACACGAAGGCCCUCCAGGGGCCCAAGGCGUGGCGGGGUCAAAGGGCAGCAAAGGCCACGCGGGUCCUCCGGGAGACCCCUGCAAGCUUCCGCACUCUGCCUUCUCCGUGGCGCGCCGUAAGUCCCUGCACAGCGACGACGCCUACCAGGCGGUGGUCUUCGACACGGUCUUCGUCAACCUCGACGGCGACUUCGACAUGUUCCAGGGGAAGUUCCUCUGCCGCGUCGCCGGGGUCUACUUCUUCAACGUCAACAUCCACACGUGGAACUUCAAGGAGACGUACCUGCACAUCAUGCAGAACGACACGGAGCGGGCCAUCGUCUACGCCCAGCCCAGCGACCGCUCCAUCAUGCAGAGCCAGAGCGUCAUGCUGGAGCUGCGGCCGCGCGACGCCGUGUGGGUGCGCCUGUUCAAGAGGGAGCGCGAGAACGCCAUCUACAGCGACGACGUGGACGUCUACAUCACGUUCAACGGAUACCUCAUCAAAGCCGGCGAGGAGUGAGAGAAACAGAGGGACAUUUCG
Poecilia latipinna (sailfin molly) is the source of this 1108-nucleotide messenger RNA. Its product is annotated as complement C1q tumor necrosis factor-related protein 1-like. Bases 353 to 1087 code for a protein of 244 amino acids. The transcript has 3 exons. Gene Ontology annotation, molecular function: protein binding. NCBI's taxonomy places the organism in Eukaryota, Metazoa, Chordata, Actinopteri, Cyprinodontiformes, Poeciliidae. The record is from RefSeq and is a predicted model, not a curated record.